UUAAGAUUGAAGCUGGCCUGCCUGCUGUCAGGUUCGAUCCUGUACAUGAAAGGUUUUACUCUGCGUGUGCUUUUGUAGAACUUUCUGGGUUAACUUGGUUUCAGUGGCUAAAACAAACCAAAGCCACACUUACAACCUAAUAAGAGUCUAGAGUCGGUUCAGACGUUAUCAUUUCUCAAAUCUCACACAUCUGAAUCCCCGUUCAGAUGUUUUUUAUGAUUGCUGGGGUGUGUUUUAACACUUAUCUUGAAACAGAGGCCCUCUCUGUGUGGUAACCAUGGCCCGGGGCUGUAAGCUUGGUGCGAUGUCUGGUCCGGUGUGGGAAUUGCGACACCUUCCUUGCGUUGUAAAGCAGGUGAGAACUGGCGGCCGCCUACAUAAGAAGACUCCACCACAAUUACAAAGCACUGACAGCAAGGUUGCCGUUUGGAACCUUGGACCAUCAUCCUGAUUUUCUCUACUGAUAUUUUGUCUUAGUGUUAAAAUCUGCCUUACUUCUACAGCUGUUUCAACUGUGUCUCCGCUCAAAAAUGAUGUCUUUUUUUCAGAUUAUGGCUUUCCUCAUCAGCCCCAUCAUUCUGUCCACCUCGGCGGCCUCAGCUCUUAUUUUUCCCUAUAAUUCUCUUCUGAGAGAGUCCAGAGGUGAAGCUGAAUCGUCGGGUGGUGGAGCUGGCCAAGCUGUGCAGGGAAUGGUCAAGGUUGUCCAGCUGGACCCUCGUAACCUGGUCAGUUCGGCGUUCUUCAGGAGAGGACUCGCUCAGAGGGGAGCUCCUUCCCACACCUCCAGACUGCCCUUCCCUGCCUUUCUGUCUCACGGGCGUCCAGGUCCUGCCCAAGCCCCCAAAGACCCUGUAGGUCCACUACGCCACCUGCGGCCUCAACGACCCGCAGAGGCAGAUCUGAAGAAGAAACAGGGACUGCAGAUGUGGCAGAAGGUCAUGGAUAAAGGAGGGAAGGUGUCACUGCCUGUUAACCUGAAGGAUACUAAGCAAACAUGCACCGCAGUGCCGUUUACUCAGCAUGUGACGGCAGAUGGAUGCCAAACAGUGACAGUGUACAACAAGCUGUGCUUCGGCCAGUGCAGCUCGCUCUUUGUCCCGUCCGAGGGGGAGUUUGCCGAUCCGAGUCCCGGGACGGGGGCCUUCCGCCGUCGGGCCCCCUGCUCCCGCUGUGCCCCUUUCAAAGCUCAGACAGUCGCUGUGCCUCUGCGCUGUGGAGCCCAGGUCUGGGAGAAGAGAGUGAUGGUGGUGGAGGAGUGCAAGUGUGAGACGGGCCGGGAGGAGAGGAGCGCCGAGGCUGCUGCUUACACCCACCUGUAACAGUCCCAGCUGCCAAAAGGACAAAACAUUGGCAUUCAUGUCUGCAGUCAGAUCAGCGUGAGAUUGCUGCUAAAAAUGGGGGCAAUUAUUUUUCAUCACAUGUGCGUUAAGUCCUCUCACAUUUGUAUGCAACUGUGUGUUCUGCUUUAGAUUUGAACAAGUCUGAAUGUGUCAUUCGGAGUAAACUACUCUGGUGGAGUGUCCCACCGAAGACUGUUGACAAAUGACCUACUUUGGUCAUGCCGAUUUUUGUUUAUGUGAGGUUCUUAUAACAACCCAGAGUAAAAACAACUUGGUUGCAAAAAUAUAUAAUUUAUUUAAGAUGCCAUUUUUAUACACGGAAAGCAACAAGAACUUUAAAAAUAUUUAUGAUUUUAUUGAGGCUCUAGAUA
Molecule: messenger RNA, 1711 nt
Organism: Poecilia reticulata (guppy)
Lineage: Eukaryota; Metazoa; Chordata; Actinopteri; Cyprinodontiformes; Poeciliidae
Gene: dand5
Product: DAN domain family, member 5
Biological process (GO): determination of heart left/right asymmetry
Source: RefSeq, a predicted model, not a curated record